This is a messenger RNA of Octodon degus (degu), 716 nucleotides long. It is a transcript of the gene Fam174a, whose product is annotated as family with sequence similarity 174 member A. The record is from RefSeq and is a predicted model, not a curated record. The transcript is spliced from 3 exons. The annotation marks the transcript as partial. Lineage: Eukaryota; Metazoa; Chordata; Mammalia; Rodentia; Octodontidae.
CUCGCCGGGGGCGGCCUGGCGGUGAGCCCCAACCCCGGUGACAGGCCCAUGACGCAGCGGGCGCUGACCGUGCUGAUGGUGGUGAGCGGCGCGGUGCUGGUGUACUUCGUGGUCCGGACGGUCAGGAUGAGAAGGAGAAACCGAAAGACGAGGAGGUAUGGAGUUUUGGACACUAACAUAGAAAACAUGGAGUUGACACCCUUGGAACAAGAUGAUGAAGAGGAUGAUAACACUUUGUUUGAUGCCAAUCAUCCUAGAAGAUAAGAAUGUGCCUUUUGAUAAGAAGACUUCAUCUUUCUACCGUGAAGAACAGCAUUUCUAUGUUUAAGGAAUCAGAAGCCACUAUACCACUGGGGGUGGGGGUUACGUUACAGACAUUAUGACCUUUAAUUUUUUUGUUGCUGCAAUAAAUGCCAUACUUGGUUAUUUUUGUUAUUUUUUUUGUACAGAAGUGCUCUAUUAAUGGGCCUGUUGUCAUUAGGAAUAAACUGUAUUGUAAUAGUUUUAUCUGAAAAUUUCUUUAAAGGUUUUUUUUCCCAUGAGUUUUUGUUUCUUACCAUAUUAUUGUAAACUGUUCAUACACUAAUCAGUUAAUGUUAUUUUUGCUAGUAUCAUAUUUUAAAGAACCAUAAAAUCUAACAGCCUAAUACAUAAAAAUAAUAAAACUGUCCUUUACUGAAAUAUAUUUCCCAUUUCUGUGGGGAAAAGAAGCCAAA